Messenger RNA from Thalassophryne amazonica, 574 nucleotides. RefSeq lists its product as uncharacterized. Lineage: Eukaryota; Metazoa; Chordata; Actinopteri; Batrachoidiformes; Batrachoididae. Bases 83 to 574 code for a protein of 163 amino acids. The record is from RefSeq and is a predicted model, not a curated record. The transcript is spliced from 4 exons.
UUCCCGUGUAACUAAAGGAGGGCCAUCAGAAGAAGCAGGCAUCCAUGUUGGAGAUAGACUGUUGGAGGUCAAUGGCUGCAGCAUGCAGGGCGUGACCCACCACGAGGCAGUCAGCGCCCUGAGGAAUGCUGGGAGCUACAUCAGAAUGAAAGUACUGAGAGAAAAGCUGCUGCUGCUGCAAGAGGCCUGGGUCCUGGACCACGCUCACGAUCCACAGGAUGUGACGAGCCAGCCGCCGCCGUGCAGCCACGAGCAUGUAGACCAAAGAAGCCUGCAGCUGAGGAUGGACAGCUCCACUGUAUGGCUGUCUCAGAAGACUGAAGCGGUUGUCUGCAAUGGCAACAGCAUUAAUGACAAGAACCGGACUUUUUCUGAAAAGAAACCAGAGGCCUUGAUGAAAAAUGAUGCAGCUCAAGCGGGGAACCAGACCAUGACAAUUCCGCGGAUCAUCCUAACACAUCCGUCUACCUCAGAUGAUGAUGUGGAACUCUUGACACACAGUCCCAGCAGAGAGCGCUUCCAUGGCCUGAUGCUGCUGACAGACACAGUCACAAAGCACUUGUACCUUCCUUAA